This is a messenger RNA of Megachile rotundata (alfalfa leafcutting bee), 3186 nucleotides long. RefSeq names its product speckle targeted PIP5K1A-regulated poly(A) polymerase. Lineage: Eukaryota; Metazoa; Arthropoda; Insecta; Hymenoptera; Megachilidae. Gene Ontology annotation, molecular function: RNA uridylyltransferase activity; nucleic acid binding. The record is from RefSeq and is a predicted model, not a curated record.
GAAUAUAAUCAAAACAUAUAUUUUGUUGAAAAUUUUCCUGGCACUUGUUACAAUUUAUUCAAAUAUUUGUUUAAAAUCUAGUUUCACUUAAAAUGCUUGUUGGUUUUAUACAAAUUUAAGCACAAACUUAUCUUGAAAUUACAAACAUUUUAUCAAAUAAUGAGAAAUUAUAAAUUGAGUGUUACUCCACCUACAAAAACAACUAUAUAAUCGUUACUAUUGUUGGCAUUUAGUAGCAGUAACGCGAAAAUACACUAUACAUUUUCCACUAGAUAUAGAAUUUGUAAGCAACGAAAACAAACCAUAGGUUAGAGUAAAUUUUGGAAUAAAGUUGAUAAUCGUAAAAAUAUGUUCAUGUUAAUCGUAUUUAAAUCUUUAUAUUUAUCAUAAAUAUAUAUUACUGUUAUUUACGGUUUCAAAAUACGAGUAUAAAUAAAAUUAUUAUUUUACUUUGAAGAAGGAUUUAUAUAAAUAUUAACUCAAGUAGUACAUUACAUUAAUAUAUUUUUUUUAAAUGUACUGCGUAUUAUACGCUAAAGGUCGUUAAAAAGUGACAGUGAUACACUAGUAAACGAAUGCGAAUAUUUCAGAAAUUACAAUUAAGUAAAAGAUUAAUAGAUUGAAUUAUCAAUUUUUCAAGACUUAAAUUUGAUGUAUUAAGUAAUAUUACAUUUAUUUAAACAAAAUAAUAAAAAUAAUUGCAUUACAUAAAUAUUAUGUGGCAUAUAAACACUUCUGUUUAUAUUUCUUUGAGCAAAGUCUUUUGUACAGAUUGAUGUUUUGCAACAAGGAUGAUACUGUUUCUUUAAUGAUAUUUAAUGGGAGAAUAUAUGUAUAUAUUUAUUUAUGAAACUCUAAUAGUAUACAAUAAUAAUAAAAGACAAAGAGCAAACCAAAUUUUUAUAAUUCGAUAAAAAUAUAAGUCUUUUAAUAUAUAAAUAACAAUGUCAAAGCAUUGUAAUAUAUGUUCAAUGUAUUUUCAAGAUGAAUACGCCUUGCAAGGUCAUCUUGCAGGUAAAAAGCAUUUAAAGAGAUUUCAGCAAGUUGACAUUAGCGAAAGGUCAAUUAUUGUGUCACCGCUACCAAAAUUUAUUCCUUCUCUUGAAUAUAUUGAAUUUUUUCAACAGUAUGGUACAAUUAAGUGGUAUCGAUUUGGUGCAAAUUACCUUAUUAUUGAAUUUGGCGAUAGACGAUCUGCAGAAGUUCUUUUGAACAAACCAGUUUGGAUAUAUAAUGUUAAAUUGAAGAUAAGGAAAAGAACAGUAUUCGAGGGAAAAUCUAAAUCGAUUAAACAAAAUAAUCCCAUGAAUAAUACUGAUGUAAUAAGUUAUGAUAAUAUUAAACAUAUAUUUGAGGGAGAAGCUACAUUUGAUGAGCAGCUAACACUAUUUUUGAAUGCAAUACAACUGACUGAUUUUGAAAUAGAGACACGAUAUGAAUCUGUUUGCACACAUCUAGAUAAGAUAUUUAAAGUUGUGUUUCCGAAAUGCAAGACAUACAAAUUUGGUUCGACUCAAACUAGAUUAGGUUUUAAAGAAUGUGACUUAGAUAUAUAUAUGGACAUUGGUGAACCAAUAUAUGAAACUGAAAGUGCACCACCAAAUUCAUGGACUAUGCAAAAGAUUUUUAAAGAAGUGAAAAAAAUAAUGUAUGGAAUGAAUUGUACUUUUUCUGAUAUAAUAGCAAUUCCAAAAGCUAAAACGCCUAUUAUCAAAUUUUGUUAUAUUCGAACAAACGUUUCUUGUGAUAUUUCAUUUAAAAAUAGUUUGGGUAUAUAUAAAAGUCAUUUGAUAAAAUAUUAUAUUUCUCUUGAUGAUAGAUUGAAGCCAUUAAUGAUGCUUAUUAAAUAUUGGGGAAAACAUUUUAAAAUAGCAGGUUCAGGAAAAAUAUCUAAUUAUGCUUUGGUUUUAUUAAUUAUUUUUUAUUUACAACAGCCAACUGUUAAUAUUGUUCCCUCUUUAAUGGAACUUCAAAAAACUUGUCAGCCACAAAUUAUAAAUGGAUGGCAAGUUAAUUUUAAUGAAAAUACAGUGUUACCUAAAGUAACAAAUAAGAAUAGUAUUACACAACUUCUUCAAGGCUUUUUCCUUUUUUAUUCAAGUAUUAAUUUUAAGUCAAAUGUAAUAUGCCCAAUAGAUGGAAUGAUACAUACAGAAUCAGAAUUUAAAGACGUAGAAAAUUUACCAUCAUGUAUGAAUGGGUAUAAAGCAUAUGUAAACGAGAAUGAAAAUCUUAAAUUCAAUGCUAAUAAACCAAUGUGCAUCCAGGAUCCCAUAGAACUAAGUCAUAAUGUUACAAUGGGUAUACAUUUUGCAGCAUUAAACCAAUUUGUAAAGUACUGUGCAAUUGGUGCUGAAAUUUGUGCGACAACUAGUAAAAAUGAUUAUAAAGAUCUACUAAAAACUUUGCUUACCACAAUUUUGCUUAAAAAUUCUCCUGAAAAUAAAUUUAGUAUUUCAAUUUCUACAAAGCAGUUUCAAUGUAUCAAUAAAUCAAAAAGUGUGGAUAACUGUAAAGAUAAUGAAUCGAAAAAAUUGACACAAAGCAAUUGGUAUUCUACUGUUUGUUCCGUAAUAAAAGAUAUUCUUGAAAAAGUUUUUAAAGUACAAGUUGAAGUUUUUACAGAUGACUUAGAAGCAAAGCACCAAAAAGUUGAUAUUUCAUCAGAUGUACACACAGAAAAACAUCAGACAGUUAAACUUCGCUGUGUUGGAUCUCAUUGUGUUUGGUAUAACAGAAAAAUCAACAACAGUAUUGUUUUAAAUCCUAGUUUAAGUUGUUUGCAAAAAGAAGCUCUUAUAUCAGAACAAACAAUAGAAAAUUAUAAUAAAGGAAAACCAGUUAAUAAAAUACAUUUAGAUUUUAUAUGUAUAAUUGAAAAGAAAGAUUCUCAGAAAGUUUCUAUAACUAUAAUCAAUAAUAACUGUAGUGAACGACUUUUUCGUGAUUUCAAACGCUUUACUUUAUGCAAAUUACCAGAAGUAACAACACGGACAUUAAUGUACAUACGACAAUUCAAUAAGUUUUGAAUUAUGUAUAUAGUAUGAAUCUACAUACAUCACAUAAUUUCGGACCAAUGGGGUAUAAUUUCUUUUUACAAGGUAUCUUUAGAUUUGCUAUCUAUUAUUUAUCAUUUUCUUUCCAAAUAUAAAUAUUGCUGUUUAUGUUACUAAUAAUUUAAAAAUG